Molecule: messenger RNA, 372 nt
Organism: Psilocybe cubensis
Lineage: Eukaryota; Fungi; Basidiomycota; Agaricomycetes; Agaricales; Agrocybaceae
Exons: 2
Coding region: 1-372 (123 amino acids)
Source: RefSeq, a predicted model, not a curated record
AUGCAGUUCCGAACUACAACCGCCGCCGCCGCCCUCCUCACCGCGCUCUCGCUAGCCACAGGCGCCGCAGCCGUCACAUGCGCCGUCUGUGCGCCCACAAUCACGUUCAGCGGUGUCGUGCGCACGCUCACGCUCGUCCGCCAGGAGAGCGGGAACACCGUGCAGUGCAACUACGACACCCCUGCGAUCCCGGGAUUUUCUCCUGGAUGUUUAUAUGGCGUGAGUACCCGCUUGCUGAAGAUGUUUGGUAAUGGGACUGGAAAAGUAAAUGUUUAUUUGGAUUUGCAGAACGUUAAUGGCGCGCUCAUCUUUACGAACGCGGGCACGGCGUGCCCGAGCACGAUUCCGCUAGUCACGAAGACUUCGUGUUGA